AAUCAGAGAAGAUAGGAACCCACAGAUACAAGUAAACAAAGAGGAAAUAUGGUACAUAGAUCAUGAGGCCAGCAGUGUGAGGGGGAGGAUCUUAGACUUCUUCAGCGAGAUUAACUGUGGUGACCUGGGAAUGCCUUUUUUCUUUUAUGAAGUUUGUAAGUGAUUGUAGCAAGUUUCAGAGAACUUUUCUUUUAAACUCCUAUGGUAUUCUGCCCUCUCCCUCCCCUGAUUCCUCCCCAGUGUACUGUGUCUGUUACACAGAGUGUUAUUAGCUUAAUUUUUUUCUAUGAUACUUCACCACUUUUCUAAAACACGUGCUGACUGACUUGUUAUUAACUUACUUCUCUACAGGGUGUGAUAGGUGUACAGUUGGUGGUUACCAUGGUAAUGGCUAGUGUCAUACAGAAGAUCAUACCUCACUAUUCUCUUGCUCGUUGGCUUCUCUGUAGUGGCAGCUUACGGUGGUAUCAACACCCCACUGAAGAAGAACUGCGGAUUCUUGCAGGCAAGCAAAGAGGGAAGAGUAAAAAAGAUAGAAAAUAUAAUGGUCAUAUUGAAAACAAGCCCUUAACCAUUCCAAAAGAUAUUGAUCUUCAUCUGGAAACAAAAUCUGUAACAGAAAGGGACACUAUUGCAUUGCAUUACUUUCCGGAGUAUCAAUGGUUGGUGGAUUUCACUGUUGCAGCUACAGUUGUGUAUGUGGUGACAGAAGCCUAUUACAGCAUUAUGAAGCCUUCACAAGAAAUGAAUAUCAGCAUAGUGUGGUGUUUGCUUGUCUUGGCUUUCGCAGUUAAGGUACUGUUUUCAUUGACUACCCAUUAUUUCAAAGUUGAGGACGGAGGUGAAAGAUCAGUCUGUGUCACCUUUGGUUUUUUCUUCUUUGUGAAAGCAAUGGCAAUACUCAUUGUGACGGAAAACUAUCUAGAGUUUGGAUUGGAAUCAGGAUUCUCGAAUUUCUCAGAAAGUGCUAUGCAGUUUCUUGAAAAACAAGGUUUGGAAUCCCAGGGUCCUGUGUCUAAACUAACCUUCAAAUUGUUCCUGGCUGUUCUGUGUUCACUUAUUGGUGCUUUUUUGACAUUCCCUGGCUUGCGACUGGCUCAAAUGCAUCUGGAUGCUCUGAAUUUAGCAACAGAAAAAAUAACACAAACAUUGCUGCAUAUAAACUUCUUGGCACCUUUAUUUAUGGUUCUACUGUGGGUAAAACCAAUCACUAAGGACUACAUUAUGAGCCCACCUUUGGGCAAAGAGAGCAUUCCUUUAAUGUCAGAAGAUACAUUUGAUACCAUCAGAUUGUGGAUUAUAAUCCUGUUGUGUGUUUUACGGUUGGCUAUGAUGCGUCAUCAUUUGCAGGCCUAUCUGAAUUUAGCCCAGAAAAGUGUGGAUCAGAUGAAAAAGGAAGCUGGUAGAAUAAGUAUGGUCGAAUUACAGAAAAUGGUGGCUCGGGUGUUCUAUUAUCUCUGUGUAAUUGCACUGCAGUAUGUUGCACCAUUGGUAAUGCUCCUUCACACAACUCUGCUCUUGAAAACACUAGGUAAUUAUUCUUGGGGCAUCUACCCAGGAUUGAAUUCUGACUCUCCAGUAGAAAACAGUCUGCUUCCCAAUUCUGUUAACUCUGAGUCUCCACCUGCUGAUGGAAAGAUGAAAGUAACUGUAGUACAAAUAACAAUGGCUCUGGGAAGUCUAAAGAAUAUUUUCACUCCUCUCCUGUUCCGAGGACUCCUGUCUUUCCUCACCUGGUGGAUUGCAGCUUGUCUUUUUUCUACAAGCCUUUUUGGGCUCUUCUAUCACCAGUACCUGACUGUGGCGUGAACAUGUCAACUGGCAGAGCAAGGUUGAGGCUAAAUUCUAGAUACAAACCCAGGUACCAAGAGGAGAUGAAGAGAAAAGAAAACUAUAUAUGUGAAGAGAAAACAUAUCAUAAUUAUUUUUAAACACUUCCUUGGUGUUCUCAGGGUGAAUAAUCUUAAAAUGUUUAAAAUUGCAACUGGGUUUGUUAUUUUUGUUACCCAAAUGGUAGGUAACUAAUUCAAUUAGAGUCCUGGGACUGACUGACAUUAUUGUGUUGUAGAUGGUGGUAAGCAUGCUGAAAAGGUGUGACCUCUUGGUUUCCAUAAACAGAAAGCCAAACUCAAAAAUUUGUUUUUUAAGCAUCAACAGUCACUGACUGAACUGCAUUCAAAGGGUACUGGACAUAGUGAUGGUGGCUGCCUAUUGAUUAAGCCUUGAAACUGAGCCAUACAGUGAAAGGAGAGAGAGGGGAUUUAAAAAAAAAUUCUGUUGGAUAGCUGUUCAUCACUUUUCUCCUUGGAAAAUGAAAAAAUCCAACAGGACAAAAGACAUACUGUAUAUUACAGUAAGGAAUGUUGUAUAAAAUAUAAAUUUAACAAGAGUAGAUGUAUGUACCUGACAGGUAUUGCUGCUACAUAUUUUGCAGGAGUGCUUGUGCAGUAAGAAGAGAGUUAUAACAAAUAUAUUAUUUCAGUCCCUGUAGUCAUUUUGAAGUAAUGGCCGUCUGUAUUGGUGCUAGUAUUGAUCCACAGAUUGCAUUUGGAUCUUUUAAAUUUCUUCUUUUGAGGUAGUAGAUAAAUUUCAUUGAAUUUGCAAAAGAA
Ficedula albicollis (Collared flycatcher) is the source of this 2609-nucleotide messenger RNA. RefSeq names its product transmembrane protein 161B (gene TMEM161B). The record is from RefSeq and is a predicted model, not a curated record. Bases 382 to 1809 code for a protein of 475 amino acids. The transcript has 11 exons. Lineage: Eukaryota; Metazoa; Chordata; Aves; Passeriformes; Muscicapidae.